Molecule: messenger RNA, 1618 nt
Organism: Phragmites australis (common reed)
Lineage: Eukaryota; Viridiplantae; Streptophyta; Magnoliopsida; Poales; Poaceae
Product: protein NDL1-like
Exons: 12
Coding region: 415-1296 (293 amino acids)
Source: RefSeq, a predicted model, not a curated record
AGUUAGUUUUUUUCGUCUCCGGCGCCGCGCCGUCGGGUCACCGCCCUCGGUGAGCUGACCGCCGUCGGUGGGAGUUUAUUCUGGGCAGCGACCUCCGCGUAUAUAUACGCGAAGAAUUUAGAGGAGAAGGCAACCAGGAGGGGAGAGAAAGAGAGAGGCUCGGACGGCGGAGGUUAGGGGCGGAGGAGAAACUUGGAGAAGGUUCCGGGAGGCGCCAUGGGGGACUCCAGCGGGUCGGUGUCGGUCGACGUGGAGCGGAUCUUCUUCGGCGGCAAGGAAAUUGGAAAUGUUUGGUCGAUGGGGGAAUAAAAUGAGCAUCGAGUAAGAACUAGGCAUGGUCCUCUAUCAGUUUCUGUAUAUGGAGACAAAGACAAGCCCGCGCUCAUAACUUAUCCCGAUGUAGCUUUAAAUUACAUGUCUUGCUUCCAAGGAUUGUUCUUCUGCCCAGAGGCUGCGUCGCUGUUGCUUCACAACUUCUGUGUUUACCACAUCAAUCCUCAAGGACACGAGUUAGGAGCGGCUCCAAUAUCAUCUGAUGUGCCUGUGCCAUCUGUUGAUGAUCUCGCAGUUCAGGUUGCUGAUGUCCUUGAUUUCUUCAGUUUAGGGUCUGUGAUGUGCUUGGGUGUCACCGCCGGUGCCUAUGUUCUCACCCUCUUUGCUACAAAGUAUCGGGAGAGGGUUCUUGGCCUAAUGUUGGUUUCACCUCUAUGCAAAGCCCCUUCAUGGAGUGAGUGGUUGUAUAAUAAGGUAUUAUUAAACUUGCUUUAUUAUUAUGGGGCACGUGGGUUAGUCAAGGAAAGCUUGCUUCAGCGAUAUUUCAGCACGGAAGUUCGUGGGAGUGGACAAGAUCCUGAAUCAGAGAUUGUGCAAGCUUGUAGAAGUUUACUUCAUGAGAGGCAGGGGGGCAAUGUAUGGCGGUUCCUUCAAGCAAUAAACGGGCGCCAUGACUUAACGGAAGCACUGAAGAAGCUUCAGUGCCGGACACUGAUUUUCGUUGGAGAGAAGUCACAAUUUCAUGCCGAUGCUAUCCACAUGACCACAAAAUUAGAUCAGAGAUAUUGUGCCCUUGUCGAGGUUCAGGCUUGUGGUUCACUAAUCACCGAAGAGCAGCCCCAUGCAAUGCUGAUUCCGAUGGAAUACUUCCUUAUGGGAUAUGGGCUUUACAGACCUUCGCAGCACGAAAGUAGCCCCCGGAGCACACUGAGCCCGUUCUGCAUAUCACCUGAACUUCUAUCGCCCGAGAGCAUGGGAGUGAAGCUGAAGCCCAUCAAGACUCGGAUCUCGCUUAACGUUUAGCAUGGGCAGAUCUUGGAUGGCCUGACAACACAGCUCAUAUAAAGUGAAGACUGCUUGGGCUAAGUUGCAACCACACAAGUUUUUUUUAUGCCUUCUGGCAUCAGGCACGCCGAGACUCUUCAAGCUGAAGGGCAGUUUUUUGUUGUGGGUUACUGUAAUCUAGUCGCUGGUGUAGGCAAGAGAAAAGUGUCGGGGUGGUUGUAGGGGAGGAGGAUGGAUGUUUGUUCAUACGUUUGUAAUCAGUACACAUGUAUAUCUCAACACUACAUCGUUCCAUACAGAAAAAGGAAAUGGUAAAGCAGAAUCCUGUCAUGAAGUCUCA